CACCAAAACCACUUGAACCGUCGAGAACAGAUAAAAUUGCAAGCCAAAGUACCGUAUAGAAAAAAUACAGAGCAACGGCGGUGGGAGCCUGCUGGAAACACAAACAAAUUGUGGCGCAGGGCCGAGAGUGAGGCGGAGAUUGAAUACAAUCUCACCGCUCGCCUUAUUUUUUCUAUUCCGCCGCCAAUUUGCUUGACGACGUUUCAAGCAUGUCGCAGUCGUCGUCAGCGUGGACAGAGCCACCCUGGUCGGGGUGGAUAGAAACGACUGGGGAUGCUCUGCUCAUCCUCGAAGCCGCUCGUCGAGGCCUGAUACCACGGGUGACCCGUCGCUUAGUCGAUGCUGAACGCAAGAUGAUCACGUCGGGGUCUGUAUUCGUAUUCGACGAGGAUGAGAGUGGCAUCAAACGCUGGACCGAUGGGUUCUUCUGGAGUCCGAGCCGAAUUUUGGGUAAUUUCUUGCUAUAUCGCGAGACAGACAAGAGAGGGCCCAGUCAUCGAGGGCGUGGCGACGAGCAGCAGCAGGAGACAGACGAUUUUUCAACGGAUAAUCCAGCCAAUAGGCGCCCUCGGACGGACGGACGUCUACUCAGUGUUGCUAAACAUCGUGAACGGAGUUUGGUCGGAAGUCUGACGAAUAGCUACAAGUUCAAGCCGGAUGGAUUAAUGAAAAAGACUUUUUCUUUGAAUAUCGGAGGAGUAGCGCAGCACCUGAUAUCCUAUUACAAGGUCGAAGACGUAGAAAAUGGCCGACUGCGCUCGCCUUCAUCUCUGCCAGAGCUUGCAUCGCUCGACAUCAGCCCAGAAUAUCUCGACAAGACACACUUUCGUAAUCCACCAAAGGUCGAGAUAGGCGCUGAUGGAAUACCGCGGUACCGCGGUGACGCAGACGACAUUGAUACCUCUCCAACGCUAUCACCCACAUCAAUCGCAGGACUGCCGCUGCUGAGUGAUGCUCAUAUCAUUGAAGGCAACAAACGUUCUGGCAAGCGGUAUGAUCCGUACGGUUCCCCUCCAGUGUCAAAGCGGCGCAAGCUGAACAAAACCGAGGAGCCAACGCCUAGUGCACCUCCAGAGCAGCCCCCAGAAACACCAACUCCCACAGCGCCUGUACCAGUAGCUGCUCCCGUUCCUGUUGCCACCCCAUUUCCAGAUCCUACUGGUGCCGCUACCGCUACUGCAGUUAUUCCGGGCCAUCAUUUGCCCCCAUAUCCGUACAACUUCUACCAGCUCCCACAUCCCCCCGUUUAUUACUCUGCUCCGGUGAAUGGGGUGUCGCCACCGCCGCCACCGCAGUCACCUCCGUACCCGGCGCCUUAUAUGCCUUACACACCACCAGCAGUGAUAACAGCAGAUCCAAGUCAACCGGGGGUGCCGCCCCAACCUCAGUAUUAUUCGUAUUACCCCCCGCCGGGGUAUCCUCCGUAUCCAAGUAUAUGGCCGGCGUAUCCUGGGUAUCCCAUGCCGCCCCCGCCUCAGAUGGUCCAGCAGCAGCAGUCCGAGUCUGCGGCCGAGCAGGGACAACAGGAACAGCAGCAGCAGCAGCAGCAACAAGUAGCGGUAUAGAGUUUCGACUUUGUCCUUCUAAUCCUCGUCUUCUUUCGUUUAUUUUAUUUUGUCGCGUUUUGCAAGUGUAUGAUUUCUGGUAUCUAACCCCGUCCUGUAUCUUGUCAUCUUUUCGUUCUUCUAUCGGCGUUUAUUGUAGUAUGGUUUCAUUUGUCGUGGGUUUGGGUUUGGGAGAAGUUUUGUUUUAAAAGCUCGUGUACAGUACUAACUUGGUGGAUUCGGUUCUUAACCCAGUAACUUAGCUGUUGGUGUUCGUACCGUACAUUAUAAUCUGACAUAUGCCAUUUUGUAUCAAAGUAGAAGUUUGUCGC
Desarmillaria tabescens is the source of this 1876-nucleotide messenger RNA. Its product is annotated as Gti1/Pac2 family-domain-containing protein. The coding region runs from base 210 to 1565 and encodes 451 amino acids. Gene Ontology annotation, molecular function: DNA binding. NCBI's taxonomy places the organism in Eukaryota, Fungi, Basidiomycota, Agaricomycetes, Agaricales, Physalacriaceae. The record is from RefSeq and is a predicted model, not a curated record. The transcript is spliced from 3 exons.